CUUGAGGAACUUCUGGCAGAGCAGAAUCCUGAGUUUUUUUUUCCCCUCCUCGGGAGAAGAAGUGAAUCUAGUUCCGUUAACGGAGGAAUAGAGGGGGGACGUCAUCGAACUUGUGGGGAAAACGAGAUUUCCGACGCUUUCUUGCUUUCUACGCCGAAUCUCUUAUGGAAAAACUGGGAAAAGAGUGAACUUUCCUCCCCGCGUCCCGAGGAAAACUUCACCAACAGAAGGGGCGAUGAGAUGCGAGUGAGCUAUGCCUUGUAGAAAUGGACAGAUUGUGUUUAAGCGAAAACAUGGCGUCUGUCUCCCAAAGUUUGGAUUAUUUUCCAGUCUGCUCUUUGCACUCUUUUGCCUCGAGGCGCGCUCGGGUGUCACGGCGGACGGGGGAGCGUGCAGCCCGUGCCCGGGGAACUGCUCGUGCACGGCGGUGGGACCCCAAAACUUGUGCGUGGUUAAUUGUUCCAACAUCGGACUGGAUCAGGCCCCCGCGGCGUCCGGCCUGCCCACCGAAACACACACUCUAGAUCUGUCCAGAAACCACAUUCCCUCUGUGGAUUGGAGCCUCUUUGAUCACCUCACCGCCCUCAAGGAGCUGUAUCUUCAGAGCAAUCGUCUGGUCACUCUUCCUCACGGGAUCUUCGGCUGUGGGCCGUUAACUGUGCUAGAUUUGAGCAACAACCAGAUCACCACCAUCGAGGAACGAACAUGUGAUAAUUUAUUUAAUUUAACGACAAUAGAUCUGAGCUCGAACCCGUUCGUCUGCGACUGUAAGCUGGUGCGGUUGGUCGGCUGGUUGCAGGAAAAGGGCGUUCGAGUGAAGCGACCCAACUCUAUGCUCUGUGACCGUCCACCGGAAGUGAAAAACCAGCCCCUGCUCAACGUCAGUGUGCACACCUGCGGCCUGACGUACGCGGGCUGCCUGGAGGACGAGGAGCACGUGGCGGGUGUGGAGCUGGUCAUCUUCUCGUCCUCCACUCCCGGGCCGUUCUCGCGGGAGGAGUGCAACUCGAAGUGUUUCCAUGAGAACCAGCUGUACGGCGGGCUGGGUCAGCAGAGGGAGUGUCUGUGCAGCACCAACUCCGAGCCCAACCACAUCAGCGAGUCGCAGUGUUCGGCCGCCUGCGCCAACCCGCAGGUCAUGAAGAAGUGUCGCUGGACGGUGGCGCACGACGUGUUUCAGGUGAAUUUCUCCGCCUCUCUUCCUUCCCGUCGCGUGUCCGUUCACUCCGAGGCCGUCCUGUCUGUCACCUCCUCCGUCUUCCCCGCCUCUCUCUCAUGGGACUUCGGUGACCUUUCACCCCGGGUCAACAGCUCCACGCCCAACACCACGGCGAGGCACAAGUACGGGGUCCCGGGACGCUACCAGGCUCAAGUGAGUCUCUCGGCGGGUCACCAGGAGAUCGUGGCUCAGGGGGGCGUGAGCGUGGAUCUGCCGCCCCGACUCGAGCUCCACUGCCCUGCACUCGUAGUGGCCAAUCAGAGCCUGGAGGCGGAGCUCUCUCUGGUCAACUGGGGCGGAGUGGGCGUGACCGUGGACUGGAGGAUCCAGAAGGAUGGGAGAGAGAUAGCAAAAGCGGAGCCGCUGUGUUUGCCAGAUGCGCUCCAUCACACGGACUCGUCCCGCUGUUUCCUCUUGGUGUUGGAGGAAGUCAGCUGGUCGGACGCACGUCGGGAUUGCUCGGCCCGUGGAGGGGAGCUCGCAGUGGUGCAUUCCCAAACCGUCCGGGACCUCCUGGCCCCUCGGAUCACACAUGAGCGUGGCGUGUGGUUGGGCUUGAGCGAUCAGUAUUCUCCACGAGUCCUGCGCUGGGUGGACGGUUCUGAGGUCCGGUCGGGGGAUGAGGGUUCGAGGGACCGGGCCACUCUGCAGCCUGGAAAUGUGUGUGUGUCACUGGACGCCAGCGGCCAGCCCAGCUCACACUCCUGCACCGCCAAACGAGCUUUUGUCUGCCAGUUCACACGGCAAGUGCGUGUUCCUGAUGCUGGCGUCUAUACGGUGGGAACCGCCGUGUUUAACACACACAGUCCUCUGAGGAGUCCGACUGCGACACACACAUCUGUGCCCAACACACCCGCCAAGAGUGUGGAGCUGCUGCUGUUCCCUGGAUUGAGUUUCCUGAACGCUGGACGCCUGUCGUCUGUGGAUCUGAACACACACUCUCUGAGCGCAGACACUCAGCUGAGGCUUCAGGUGUACCGACCGAAGUGCCAGAGAUUCACACGCACGCUGCUGCCAGGUUGUGGUGACCUCUGCGCCCCCAUCACUGUCUGCCAGGCCCCGGACGAGUGGAUCAACGACACAUCCGUCCGAGCCGAGCCCACGCCGUGCCCAGCGGGACGCCAGUACUGUCCGUACGCCGAGCAGUGUCUGCCGCUGUCCAGCCCGUGCCAUCCUGGCGCUUGUGUCAACUGUUCUGGUGUCAGUCCCCUGCCGGCGGGCACUCAGUACCCCGAUUACAGCCUGGUCGGGGAGGUGCUGGUCACCCUGCCGGCCGGACCUCCCUCCAACGUCCUGGUCCAGGAGGAGAUCGAGGACCUGCUGGUUUCCCCCGGGGACUUCAUCGCCCUUCAGCACGACGCCGGACCCUCAGGCCUCCUCCAGUGCUCCUCCGAACCCUCCUCCCCGUGGAAGCAGAGCGUGCUCAUCCAGAACCGCUCGGAUUGGUGGGAUGCGAACGAGACGCUGCUAGCGGACGCUGAGGGAAGUUGGGAGGAGGGUGUGGUUUGUCAGAUGAGGGUGUUGUACGUGGGACAGAACGACACCCGGCUGCAGGGUCCCUUCCUCCGUUCUGGACUCCCUCAGUCUGGCGAGUACAGUUUGGAAGUGACGUCCAACGAUAAGGACUUUCCCGUCACCGCAUCUUGUCCGAUUCGAGCCGUCCCACCAUUGGCGCCCACCGUGAUCCAUCCUAUCAAUCACAGCGGGACCGUGUACUUCCUCCCCAAUCAGACGUGGAUUCUCGUGGCGGUCCGCUCGCAGCACGACGCCUCGAUCGAGCGGGAGGGCGGCAACGCGACCGUAGCUUUCCGCAGCUCGUGUCCGCAGCACCUGGUGGCGAAAGUGGCCGAAUGCAGAAGGCCCGGCCCGUUCAACGACACCAUGUUCGCGUGGGUCGACCUCCAGCUCGGGUCCACACCGGGACAGACCGCCGUAGUGCUUCGUGUCAAGAGCGAAGUUACCGAAGCAUCGCUGCAGAUUGAAGCGAGGGUGCAAGAGCGACUCCGGGGCCUGGUUGUGCAUCCGCAUCCUGCGCACAGAGUCCUCAUGGAGUCCAUAGUGAGUUACGUGGCGUCCGUGGAGGAAGGGUCGGACCCGUCGUUCAAAUGGACAGUGGAUGAUAACCCGAACUUCACGUACUACAGCAGCAAUUUAAACAUCAUCUACCAGAUUGCAGGAGUUUACAAACUCGUGGUAACGGCGAUGAACCAGGUUAGCAUGCUGAGUGAGCUCUUCAACGUGACGGUGGACCCCAUGAACCCGAUGACUGUCCCCGCCGUCCAUGGAGUCCCCAGAAUCGUGCAGCAGGGUCUGUCCCUGAACCUCUCUGCGUCUGUGAAGAUAGACAUGGCGGUGAACGUCACCUUCUGGUGGUGGUUUGGAGAUGGAGGGAACCGUACACAUCAGUUUAAGCCCCCUUAUAAUAACUCCUACAAUAACCAGGUGGUGAUUCGUGACCAUGUGGAAUAUAUUUAUGCACAGCCAGGGGAGUAUACCCUAAUGCUCUCUGCUUCCAACCGCUACGAGAACAAGACAUGCAAGGUCGACGUAUACGUCUUCAGCAUCCUGACAAGUGUGCGAAUCGAAAUAUACCCACCACUCCUACGUGCCGAAAAACCAGCUGACUUUGAGGCCCACCCCUUACCGUCUCCCUACGGCAUCAUCUACACCUGGAACUUCGGUGACAAUUCGAGUAUCCAGCAGGGACGUGAACGCAGGGUUCCUCACGCGUACGCUCACAGCGGCGUCUACAACAUCUGCGUGAUCGUGAACAACACCAUUAGCUGGACGGGCACAUGUGCGGAAGUUACCGUCUACGAGGACGUUAAGGGCUUGGAGGUGGCGUCAUCGGCUCCCACCGAGCGCAACACGCGCACCGUCGUCACAGCAAGUCUAGAAGCAGGUAACAACGUAACAUGGAGCUUUGACAUGGGUGAUGGAACGGUGUUCACGGGUGUGGAGCCACAAGUUGAAUAUAGCUACAGGAAAGAUGGAAACUACACGGUUAACGUCACCGCGAAGAACGCCGUGAGCUCUCAGUGGGUAACCUUACCUGUUGAGGUGUUUGUGCUACAAGUGUUGUCGCUAGAACCUCCCGGGUGCAUUCAGGAAAACAAAGAGGUCAGUUUCCAUGCAUUCGUGUCGGGGAACUCGUCAGCGCAUCAAUACGUGUGGAGUUUUGGGGACGGAAGCCCCAACGAGACUCAGUAUGGAACGGCGCUGGUAACGCACUCGUAUGUUAAGAUUGGAGAGUACCAUCUCUCCCUGCUUAUGUCAAGCGAAGCCAACAAGGCCAAUUUUUACAAAAGGAUCUGCGUCCAACCUGUAGUUACAAAUGUGUCUUGGCUUCCUCUGAGAACACACGUGAAGCUCGGCGAGGAGAGUAGAUUUGCAGUAGCUGCCUUCCCUGAAUUUAACUACACGUACCUGUGGGAUUUUGGGGCACUUGACUCGAUAGCUCCUGUUCGGGGAGGGAAGGAGAUGGCUUUUACUUUCAAGAGUCCUGGGGAAUAUCUGGUAACAGUGACCGUGCUCAACAAUAUCUCCUCCAUCAAUACCUCAGUUUCAAUUGAGGUACAGCUAUCCAUUGGGUCUUUGCUGAUCAGUCAUAAUGGAGAGAAAGGAAACAAUCUGUCUUUACACCGAAACUAUGAUUUUAAAGCAUCCUCAGACUCGACGAAUGCCAUCUACAUCUGGGAAUUUGGAGACGGGACUCGACUAAAUGGAACAAACGUAUCACAUGCUUACAAUUCUUCAGGCAGGUUCAACAUCAGUGUCACAGGCAAGAAUCAAGUGAGUGAGACCAAAAAUGAGAUUUUCGUUGUGGUCUUGGCACCAAUCACAGGGCUGUCAGUAAAUGCCAGCUGUGUCAAUGUCCCUUUGAAUGCUUCUGUCCACUUUGAGGCACACUUCGACCAAGGUGAUGACGUCCGGUACUCUUGGAUUCUUUGUGACCGGUGCACAUCUCUCCAAGGCACUCACACAAUGUUCUACACGUUUCGCUCCGUUGGGACUUUCAAUGUUAUUGUUACCGCAGAGAAUGACAUCGGCACUGCUCAGUCCAGCAUUUAUAUCUUUGUGCAGCGUGAGUUGGAGGGCUUGCAGAUAGUGGCUGAUGAACUUGUUGAAGGAUGCUGUUUUGCAACCAAUCGCGUCCUCCACUUACAAGCCUCGUUAAAAGAGGGCACCAACAUGACCUUCAGCUGGAACCUUCUGAGGGAACAUGAAAACCAUGAUCGUAACUUCACGGGCAAGACCAUAGACCUCAAUUACUCCACCCCGGGUCCUUGUGAGGUGCUUCUCAAGGCAACCAACUUGCUUGGCCAGCUGGCUGUGAACAAAACUAUUGAGUUUCUGGAUCCUGUGAGGGAGCUUGUCCUCGAGACUUCACCAAACCCUUCUGCAGUAAACGCCAUGACGACUAUGACGGUAUCUGCAAGUUUUGGGACGGAUCUCCAUUACAGAUGGUGGGCAGGUGGUGAGCUGUUAACAUCUGACAUGUCCUCCAUAAUGUACAGUUUCAGAAACGCAGGUUUGAAACUGGUUAAAGUGGAGGUUUCCAACAAAAUCAGCUCUGAAAUGGUCUCAAAGUGGAUCAGCGUUCAAGAACCGAUCUCUGGAUUGAGUUUCAGUGCCACAAAUGUUAUAGAGAACUUUGUAGCCUCGGGGGACAAUGUUUCUCUGUGUGGAGAAACACGGAUGGGAUCCAACAUUUCAUGGAUGUGGCUAUUGCCAGACAGCACAACAUCAAGCCAGCGUGCCACCUCCUUCGUCUUCCUCAAAACGGGAAUCUUCAAUGUCGCUUUGAAUGCCUCCAAUGACAUCAGUAGAGAAUCGUACUUGCGCGACUUUACAGUCCAAGACCGUAUCCAGGGUCUGGAGCUCAGGGCCAGCAAAAAUGUCGCCGCGGUUGGUGAAAAUGUUGAGUUUACAAUCUCUGUCUCGUCUGGAACCUCUGUUAACUUCAUCCUGAGCAUUAGUGGUGACGCAACUGUUGUCCUAAACAAUCAAACGUACGUCCACCAGUUCACCAGUGUGGCCACGUACUACGUCAACCUUACUGCCCACAAUCAAGUGAGUUCAGAACGAAAGACUCUGCACAUUGAAGUGAUGGAGCCUGUGACCAAGUUGACCAUACUGGACUGCUGUGAUGCCGCUAUACCUGUCGGAGUAACUAGGUCUUAUGUGGCAAGCACUCCAACACGGGACCCACUGACUGUCCUGUGGACCUUCGACCUUCAUCAUGGUCACAAGGUUCCCAUGGUUGGCAAGUCGGUGACAUAUAAACCAGAUGAGCCAGGCAAUCUGACCAUAUUCCUAAGAGCAUUCAAUAUCCUGAGCGGUCUUAAUGUGACCAAGUUUAUACAAGUUCAGAACAGUAUCAGGUCAGCCUUCUUGGAAGCUCAACCAAGUGACACCUUUGUAAACAAGACGGUCCGUUUCCAUGUGGGAAUCACUCCUGUUUCCACUCCAGCAACAUAUCAGUGGAACUUUGGGGAUGGUUCUUCAACCGCUGUCACAACCACACCUGCCCUUAGCCAUAUCUACUUCAUUCCUGGUCACUAUGUGGUGCGAGUUAACAUCUCUAACCUUGUGAGCUGGGUUACAGCACAGACUCAGAUCAACAUCUCUGUCCUGAAGUGUGACGAACCAGAAGUUCAGAUCAUUCAAGCUCCACGACUUGCAAUCUGGCGGUACCAGCCAACCUUGGUAGAGGCCAGUGUGAACUUAAAAGGCUGUGCCCUCUAUGGAGUAGAGUACCUUUGGGAGAUCCUCACCUCCCCUCGCUGUCAGGAUGAGGACAAGAAAGGUCCGCCGCCAUCCAAGGUCCGUCUCCCCGCAGAAGUCAACGUCCGGAGACUCCAGCUUUCAGUGCCCAAGAUGUCGAUUUACGCUGGGAACUACACUCUAGUUUUUUCUCUGUCUUAUGAGGGAGUGCCACUACGCAAAGCAGCAUGUCUCCAACUUUCGGUGAUGUCCAAAAAAUUGGUGCCCAUCAUUGAAGGUGGCACCUACCGAGUGUGGUCUAAAACUCAGGAUUUGCAUUUGAGCGCAGAGCAAUCCUACGACCCCAAUCUGGAUCCGGAGAACCAGUCCCUGCUCAGCUACCACUGGGAAUGUGUGAGCACCUCAAAGGGUCCAGAUCACUGUUCCACUUUGCAUUUCGGGUUGGGUCCGAGCGACCCGGUUCUGGGAAUCUCUGGCUCCGAACUGGAGGUGGACGUUGAGUAUACCUUCCGCCUGACCGUCAGUAAAGAAGGCAUGACCCCGGAGUCCACGACCCAAACGGUGUGGGUGCAGAGCGGCCGGAUCCCCAUGGUGUCGCUGGAGUGUGUGUCCUGCAAAGCUCAGUCCCGCUACGAGAUCAGUCAGAGCUCCUACGUGUACUUGGCCGGCACCUGCAAUAACUGCCACGGCUCACACAGAGGGCAUUGGACGGCGAAGACCCGUGGAAACGAGUCGCUGGUUCUGAACCUGAACACCACCACCACCGGCAGCGACAGCAUGCACCUGGUCGUGAGACAGGGCGUCCUCCGGGACGGAGACUCCUACAAGUUUAGCCUCCAUGUGACGGACGACAGCAUGGACCGCGAGGGCGUGGCCUACAUCGAGCUCCACCCGAACCUGCCGCCAGCCGGGGGGGCGUGCUCACUGUGGGCCGACGGGGGCGCGCUUCAGGUGCGCACGCUAGUGGAGAGAGUGCACUUCAACUGCUCAGGUUACGCGGACUCGGACGAGACGGAGUCGCCGCUGGUCUACAGUCUGCUGGUGGUGCGCUGCUAUGGGUCUGAGCUGCCCUGCGAGGAGUUCUGUGUGUAUAAAGGCACGAGUCCAGAACAUUCGGCCUUCCUGCCGCCCGGCUUCAGCUCGAAGCAGUACAGAGUGUCUGUGUCCGUGAUGGUGGAGGACCACCAGGGGGCGUCAGUCAUGGCCCUCAACAAGACGGUGGAGGUGGUGCUGCCGUCGGUCCCGGCGAGCUUCAGUUCUCUCCCGCAUUGGCUGAGCGACAUGACCCACUCCAGCCUCAGAGAACUGCUCCGACAGGGAGACUCACAGAGAGUCCGAGAGCUCUCGCUCGCCCUCAUCACUGUCCUCAAUGAGUAUGAGCAGGGUGUGUCCCGCAGGCGUGAGCAUGUGACUAAGGCGGAGCGUCAGUAUCGAGUGAGCGUCAGAGGAAACAUCACCAGAGCGCUGACAUCACUGGACCUCAUCACCGUCAGUGACAUCCAGCAGACGUCAGCGGCGCUCGCCCAGUGCACGGUGAGUCGAGAGUUUGUGUGUGAAGAGUGUCAGAACAGCACUCUGAACAAACUGGAGUCGAUGUUAGAGAUCCUGCAGACAGACACUAAACAGGGCACAGUCACUCCCACUGAGAUCGCAGACAACAUCCUCCAUAUCAUGGGUGACCUGAUCCACCAGGUGAGCCAGACCUCUCCGGCGCCGGAGGCCGAGGACCGCGACAGCACUUCCCAGCAGCCUCUGCUCCUCCUAGAGGAGCACCAGCAUCACCCGCUGCGAGUGGCGGCUAAAGCCUACACCCUGUCCUCCGUCCUCAUGAGGAUCCUGAUGCUGGGCCGCGUCCUGAACGAGGAGCCCCUGAUCCUCCGCGGGGCCGAGAUCGCAGCCGUCGGGAAGCGCGCCGAUCCUCAAAGCCUGCACUGCUACGGCAAGAGUAACGCGCCCGAGUGCCGGCGCUUCUCCAUCCCGCGAGCGUUCAACGCUAGUCUGGGACGGGCAGCAGGGGGCGCCCUCACGCCAGGAGCCAACGGCGAGGACGGCAUCGUGCAACUGCUCUUCCAAGUGGAGCCAAAUCCAUUCCCGUUUAAUUAUGUCCCCAAUCACACCGUGUCCACAGAGGUGGCGUCCAUGGAGUUUCGCACGGUGAACGGCACGCAGAUUCCCAUCUCGGAUCUGGACGAGAGCCAGGCCAUAACGGUCACCGUUAAUAACGGAAGCGCGGCCGGGCUGGACGCUAACGGAUUGGAGGCCAUCUUGGCGCCGGCGGGAGCCGAGAACGUCAGUCACUGCAGUUCGGUCAUCGUGAGGGUGAGCACGGGGAACGCCAACAGACAGGCGGGAAUCUACGUCCAACUCAACUUCACCGUACUGGACGAUUCUCCAGAAACGUGGGAAUUGGAUCCAUCGAUCACGGCCUAUCUACACACUUCUGAGUGGCCCAAUGAAUACAACAGCACUGACAGGAAACGCAUCACGCUCAAUAUGACGCGGGGGCCAGACCUGGACCACCGACACUACACUUUCUUCCUGUCUCCAGAAUGGCACGACACCACGCGCGAGCACUUCAUAAACGUGUCCACGGGCUGCGGCGCGGGUGACCCGGCUCUGAUCCGGCUGGAGGUGGCUGUGUUCACGUCUCUGUGCCAGUAUUUCAGCGAGAGUGCGGGACAGUGGCGCACGGACGGGAUGGUUCCUCUGCCCGACACCAGCGUGGGCCGAGCCGUGUGUCGCACGCGUCACCUCACCGCGUUCGCCGCCAGCCUGUUCGUCCCGCCCGACGCCGUCUCCUUCAUCAUUCCCGAGCGCUCAGUGACUCGCAGUCUGGUGGUGGUGCUGGUGUGUGUGAUCGGACUGCUGUGUUACGCUGUGGCCGGAGCUAUACUGCGGAAGCUGGAUCAGAUGGACCUGAGACGGGCCUCUGUGGUGCCGCUGUGUGGGAAGGACGGUCUCUACAAGUACGAGAUCCAGGUCAAGACCGGCUGGGCCUACGGAGCAGGCACCACGGCUCACGUUGGCAUCAGUCUUCACGGCAGCGAGAGUCGCAGUGGGCACAGACACCUGGACAGCGUCGGUGCGUUCGCUCGGAACAGUCUGGACAUCUUCCACAUCGCCACAGACGCCAGCCUGGCCAGCGUGCUCAAGAUCCGAGUCUGGCACGACAACAAAGGUCUGUCUCCCGCUUGGCUGCUCCAGUAUGUCCUGGUGAAGGACUUGCAGACGGGCAGCAGUUACUUCUUCCUGGUCGAAGAAUGGCUCUCGGUCGACAACGAGAAAACGGACGGCCGGGUGGAGAUAGAGGUGGAAGCCUCCGAGGAGGCGGAGCUCCGCCAAUGGCCGCGGCUGCUGUCCUGGGAGCUGCAGAGAGCGGUGUGUGAGAGUCACCUGUGGCUGUCUCUCUGGGAACGGCCCCCGAGGAGCCCCUUCACCCGUCUCCAGCGGCUCACCUGUGGCUCGCUGCUCAUGCACCUCUGCAUGCUGGCCAACGCCGUGUGGUACGGCACCGUCGCUUACGGGCACAGCUCUACGCCGGUGUCUCAUCUGGUCUCGGUGAAUGUGGAGACUGUGUGGGCGGGGCUUGUGAGCUGUCUCCUGGUGUACCCUGUGUACCUGCUCGUCUUCUGCCUCUUCAGACUCAGCCGCAGUAAGGUGUCUGUGGAGCAGCUUCCUCCUCAGGUGGACCAGGAGUCUCUGGAGAUCGACGACUUCCUGGAUAACUCCCUGACAGGAAGCUCUUUCCUGAUGCUGAAUGGGAUUCCUGGAGAGACGUACUCAGAAGAGACCAACAUUGACUUGCCGACUCCUUCCACUAAGAGUCUCCAGAGGUGGAGUAUUCCGGACUGUGAUUGGCCAGACGUGUUGACGGACCCGUCAGUGGAGAUGGGGCCGGUGUUUCCCCCCCGCCUCAAGAGAGGUCAGGGCAGCAGACACCUGGGGGUGGACAUCGCCUUCAGCCCGGACGAGGACGACACCGUGUGUGACAACAGCCACAGGAACAAAUACUUCUCCUCCUCAGAUGAGGAUCUAAUCAAGCGCAUCCUGGCCGAUGGACAGUUGCUGUCUCAGACGGACAGUGACGUGGGCGAUCUCUCCAGUAUAUUUGGGGAUAAGACGGAAGUGAUUCUGCUGCAGAAGAUGAAUGAACCUGUCCCGUGUGCGGCCUUUAGACGAGACCCACCCAAAACUGCCUUCACUUCACGCACAGUGGUGAUGGAUGUGUGUAAGCCAAGACCACUUCCUCCUCUAUGCGGAUUGGCUGCUCUGUGGGCCAGCUGGGCGUGGCUUAUCCUGUCCGCCAGCCUAUCGAUGUGGCUGGGGCGGAGCUUCAGCGAGGGCGUGGCUCUGAUGUGGCUGAUCUCCAGCAUUGUCAGCUUCCUGUCGUCUUUCCUCAUUCUGGAGCCGCUGAAGGUGCUGUUAGAGGCUGUGUACUUCUCUCUGGUGGCGGGGCGUCUGAGAGCCGAGGAGCAGGACGUGCUGGUGGACUGUCCUCGUGUGGAGCGGGUCGUUCAGCGGAUCCCUCGGGUCCGGCCGCCGCAGGGCUUCGCUCUCUCACAGGCCAGAGAAGAAGCGCGUAAAGUCCGCCUGCUACACACCAUGCUGAAGGGUUUCCUGCUCUACAUGCUGUUCCUGCUGGUGGUUUUACUGCUCAACUACUCAGACUCGACCAAAGACGCCCACCGCCUGCGACUUCACACUCAACUGCAGGAUCACUUCCUCACAGAGCGCUUCAACAACAUCAGCAGUCGUGAGGAUGUGUGGGCGUGGCUCUCGGACUCCCUGUUACCACGGUUACUGGAUGGGCGGGUCCUGAUGGAGAAGACGGGAAGCCUGCUGAUUGGUCGACCUCGUCUCCGACAGCUGAGAGCGCAGCCAGAAUGCCCCGUCAGUGGCUAUUUCCCAGCAUCCUCGUGGUUUGGGUGCGCCCCAGCCGGGUGGGCGGAGUCAGCCUCGGGAUUGGUGCAGAACUGGAGUAUCAGCACAGCUCAGAGCAGCGGUGUGUGGCACUGGGGGCAGGUGUCUGUCUACAGCAGUGCUGGAUUCGUACAGGAUCUCAGCAGAAAGAUGCAGGACUCCAGAGCUCUUGUCAAACAACUCAACACACACCGGUGGCUCGACCCGCUGACGAGGGCUCUGUUCGUGGAGUUUCCCGUCUAUAACAUCAACACUGAUCUGUUGGCCGUCUUCUCGUUCCUGCUGGAGUUCCCUGUAUCGGAGCGCGCUCAGUUGAGUCUGGACCUCAAAACCUGCAGCCUCCACAUGCUCAGUCACGGCAUGGACCUGCCCCUGUUCCUCACGCUCCUCCUGCUGGUCUUCGUGAUCUAUUUCGCUGUCCGUGAGGGCGUGAUUGUCCGGAAACAGGGGCUUGGCUACUUCCUGCGCUUGUGGAAUAUAGCAAGUGUUUGCAGUCUGCUAUUGGCGAUUUGUGUCGUCUCUUUACACCUGAGUCGCUCCGUUCUGUCCGCCCGCCAGUGGGGCUCAUUCCUACAACAACAGGACACAUUCACAGACUUCUUUCCUCUGGCCCAACAGAACCAGGUUUUGACCCAACUGAGCGCGGCUUUGCUCUUCCUGCUGGUGCUCAAGGCUUCGCACCAACUGCGCUUCAUGAGAGAAUGGGGGGUUUUCGGGAGGACGCUGAGGAGAUCUUUCUGGGAGAUGCUGACGGUUGCCAUCACUCUUCUCGUGUUCCUGUUGGCAUACUCACACACUGGACACUUGAUUUUCCACUCUGUCAUGGAGGGCUACGGAACUGUUAGCUCUACUUUCUUGAAGUUGCUUGGCUCUAGUGGGCGUGGACUGUUGUCAUGGCGACCAGACAGUGGCUCCUCCCCAUGUUCUGCUUCCUGCUUCAUCUUCCACAUUAGCUUUACUCUACUCAGACUCGUUUUGCUGUGGCUUUUGGUCUCGGCUUUGCUAAGGAACUAUCGUCGGGCAAGGGCGGAACUGUACCGUCCAGCCGUUGACCUACAGGACUAUGAGAUGGUGGAGUUGUUCCUGCGACGCCUCAAAAUGUGGAUGGGGCUCAGCCGUGCUAAAGAGUUCCGGCACAAGGUGCGAUUUGAAGGUAUGGAGCUCCCGCCUUCACGUUCCUCUUCAACAAGUGACUGCAAGUCCUUGUGUCUUCCUCCUCUGGACACUCCAGAGGCUCCCCCAUCUCCCGACAGUGUUGAUGGAGGAUCUGAGGCCUCUUGGCGGCCCACUUCCAGCAGCCCUUGCAGUCUGGCUGAAGCCCCGGGUCUGGGACUUGGCCUUACCUUAGGCCUUGGGGUGAUAGUUGGAGGCCAAGGCUGGAAAGAGAGAGCCGAGAUGGAGGCAACGCUCCGCAGAAUCCUCCCAGCUUUCGAUGCUUUGCUUCUUCAGCUGGACCGGGUCACCCAUGCCACAGAGGAAUUGUAUCGAACAGAGUGCCGUCUAGAGAGGCUGCUGAGGAAGAGCAGAGGACGGGGCAGAGGGAUACGCCGCCACAGAAGUCUGGAGUCUGCGGGACAGAAGAGACAUGGAUACAAGGAGGCAGACAGGAACACACAAGUGGCAGAGAUUAGCAAAAGUCCCUCGAUAACUGGAAUGAGUGCAUCCGUGUCCGAGAGAAAUCUUCACAAGAGAGACGGAAGGUCAAGGAAAUCAGGCAACUUCUCACAAAUCACCAGUGGCCUUCCCACAAGUCUCAAUAAGGUAGACUCCAGUCCCCACAGGACCGAUAGUCUCCAAAAGACUCAAGAAAUUCUCAGCACCGUGGUGGUAGAAGUCAGCAAGACAGAGAAAGACCCUGACAAAGCAAGUCCCCCUGAGGAGGACAGUAGUCCACCCAGAGUCCAAAAAGCUGACACGGCUUCUCAUAAAGUAAAAGGAACCUCCAAGGUUGACCCAAACUUCCAAAGAGACUCUGAGGUUGUUGGCUGUGCCAACAAACCUGCCCCUACCCCCGUUCCCACUCCAACGUCUACUCCCUCAACUGCUCCGGUUUCUGCAAUAACUACCCCAGUACCGAUCCCUCGCUCCCAUGAGUGGGUUCCUCCAAGCAACAGCGAGAACCUUCCCUCCAGUGUAUUCCGGCACCCUGCACACACUACUACGAAUCCCACCCGCAAACGCAAGCACAAACCUCCCCCUCUUAAAAACAAGGUGCACCCCAACACAGACAGACCAAUCUCAGGGCAUCCCAAACCUUGACAUCCCAAGGUUCCAACAAUCAGUAUGCAAGUAAAGGCAGAUUUUAGGAAUCGAGUCAUAAAGCUAAGGGACGUUGAAGCUCAAGGGUUACGGCCUUUCAUGAGGAAACGAGGACCUGGUGACAGCAGGUUUUGUAACCAUGUCCUCAAGAAGAGCAAAUGCAAGACGUUUCUCAAACAAAACCAAAUAAUAGACCAUAGCCUUAGGCUCCAACCAAUUGGAUCGACCUUACUAGAAGUCACAAGAUGGAAACUAGGUGCAGGUCACCAUGGUUUUUACAAUCCUCAAGAAGUUUAUUCGAUGCAAGUUGCCCUUUUCCUUCACCUCUCGCAGUGACCUCAAGUCCAACCUCUUGACCCUGGUGGUCAACUGAGUUGAAACCGACAAGAGCACAACUUGUGCCGUCGCAGAAACAAAACAAACUCUUGAAAGAGACAAUGAAGGACUACAACAGCACGCGCCUGUUGAUGCAGGAUGGCUAAAGUUUGAUGGUACUUUGUCUUACAAUGUUUUUAGUAAUGUUUAAUGAAUCGUGUUCUUUUUUUUGUGUUGUUGUUGUUGUUGUUGAAGGAAGCUAUGUUAAGGUCAUGGGUGUAUGUAUUGCCCAUCGAUGCAGAAUAGGCACAACUUAUUCAGAAAGGCUCACACUGACAGACUCGCACACAAACAGACACAAGACACACCUAGAUUUGCGGGUACAUACUUGUUACGGUUCCUUUCCUUUGUUACGGGAGCUUUGAGGUAGAAUUAAUGCUUUUUAAUAUAGGGAAAUAGACGCAAAAAACAUAUCUUGAACAUAUAUAGACUUGUAUGAUUUCCCCACCUACACACUCACACUAACAUACUUCUGAAGAGGCCAUCAGGGUGCUAAACAACUAGUAAUCCUCAGGAUUUCACAUGUAUAUCUUCCGACAUAAUUGCAUGUCUUCGCCAUUCAUAGGUUUUUUAGAGUGAAAUGGACCCGAGGGCAAGUAAGAGAAGAUUAAAAUAGAAGGAAAACUGAGAGAAGGGAAACGGUGUCAGAAAUCGUAAGUAAGAAUUGGGAUACGUUAAUAGAAGGACAUGAAAAGGUAGAUGAAGGGAAAUGUUAAGGGAAAGCUAUGUCCCUCAUUCAAGCACAACUCCCAGAAUUCUCUCUAUGGGGAUUUCUUGUUCAUUGUUGAAUUAUUAUUGUAAGUAGUUUGUUAAUUCAUGAAAAAUCAGCUUAUUAUAUAUUGCUGCCUUCUAUGAUGUUUUGAAUCUAAUUUAAAAAGCACUUUGUAUUGAUGUUAUAAAAUGAAUGAUUGUGAGUGAUGGCAUCAGUGUGAUUUAAGUUUGAAUGUGUUAUGGAAAAUGUUUUGCAGAAAUAAUCAAAUAAGCUUGGUACGAACAUAAGAGAUGGUUACAACAGCGUAUAAUUUUACCAAAGCUUGCUACUCGAGUAAGAAGAGAUUAACUUAAAGUUUCUUUUGUACUUAGCACUUUAUUUCAAUGUCAAGCUUUAGUGCUUCGCCAUACUUAACUAGUGUGUAAGCUUUCCAAAACUAUUCUCUUUGAGUAUUAUACACAAGCUGCGUCAGGAUGAUAAUUACCAUUAAUAUUUUUCAUGUAUUGGUCUGUAUAAUGUGUUGAUUUUAUGAAGUACUAAAAUAACGUUGUUUACCGUGAUGACGCUCAGGGACCCUUUUCGUAAAAACUCAAACCAGGAUUUGUUUUUGUUUUCGUUUGUUUGUAAUGGCUUCAAUCCAUACAGUACAUGUAUUAAGGUCAUUAGAGUAGUUGAGAGUAAUUGGAUGAUGAAUCGAUUGAAACAGAUCCGCUACAGGGAGUUUUGAUUCUGUCAAACGUCACGUCCACUAUAGUAACGUCCUUAUUCAGGCCAUUCCAGAUGAAGUUUUGAAAGGUCGUGUUUAUCUGUACAUAUUGGUGUGCCCUGAUGUAAAUAUUGUAUUAGAGUUUGAUUGCAUUUUUAAAAUCUCAUUUGCCUUAACUGCACUGAGAGGAAAUUUUGUUUCCAUUACACAAAAUGGACGUUGGGAUGUACACUCAUUUCACACAAAUGCUUUGCUGCAUAUUUCAUUUCACCUUGGUGUCGACCAAAGGAAAAAAAAUGCCCAAAAGUAUGAAAUCAUUGCUUUUCAACUAAUUGAACUACACUCAGCACAAGCGGUCAUUUUAAAAUACAAUGGCUUUUUAGUAGUUCUUUGCAGGACAGUGCUCCCGCUGAAAUAUUUCAUACUUUUAGAAGGCAUGUGUGUCAGAAAGAUUUCAAGCCAGUCACAUGUGCCAAAACCAACUUGCAUAAAAUAAUGUAAAGUCGUACAGUUUUCGUAUUAAAUGCUGAAGGUAAUGUGUCGAUUGCAGGUUUGCUAUUCUGUGUAACUUUGUAGCACUUCGCUUUACAUGCUUUUGCACUUGACAAAGUCAAAUAAAGAGUCUGACAGCUGAGA
Pimephales promelas (fathead minnow) is the source of this 16554-nucleotide messenger RNA. RefSeq names its product polycystic kidney disease 1a (gene pkd1a). Gene Ontology annotation, biological process: calcium ion transport. Lineage: Eukaryota; Metazoa; Chordata; Actinopteri; Cypriniformes; Leuciscidae. Gene Ontology annotation, molecular function: protein binding; monoatomic cation channel activity. The record is from RefSeq and is a predicted model, not a curated record. Gene Ontology annotation, cellular component: plasma membrane.